UUUAAAUGUGUAAAUAAUUGCUAUGCAUUACACAUGUUAGUGAUUCUUAUAUUUUUACCUUUCCAACGGCGAGAUUUAUUACUAUCCACACUCAUUAGCAAACAGCCAAAGUUAUUUUUCAAUGUGAAAGAAAAUUAAUGGUUGUUUUAUCCUAUUAUAAGUUACUGUUUUAUUGUUUCAGAUUAAACAUGAAGUACCCGAAGGACCUGAUCGUCGCAUGCAUGCUGAUUGGUUUGGUUGUGCGCAGCCAUGCUGCACCAUCGUCUAGAAGAUCGCGAGCGGCCGCGCUGCCAGAAGCAACGAGCAGCCGCCAGAGCAAGCUAACAGAAGAAUACAAAGAAGAUGGCACUACGGCAUCGCCUGCACCACCCACAAACAGGAGGAACAAAGCGUUGAAUCUCUUUGGCUACUUCCCAUCUUUUCUGUCAUCGGGUCUAGAUUAUAACGAAGACGACGACGAUGACGUCACUUUUGCCGUCAACGACGACCAUUUCGAUGAUGACGAUUUGUCUAGAACGAUCCCUUCAAGACGCCGACAGCAGAAUAAGAAGAAAAACGGCAACGGGGACAAUUAUCAAAACGAUAACUUAAAUUCACUGCAAUAUGACAACUCCCCCAUUUUCUACAUCAGACUGCCUCCGACUCCGUAUAUGUUUGUACCUGGUCUCGGUUACGUUUCUCAGCCUCCCAACUUAGGACCUCCUAUGGGACCACCCAUGCCUCAGAGUGUGCCUCAAGUGGAUCCGUUCAUAAACCUGCCUUUAGAUUUCGUGUCAAACGGGAAGCCUACAGGCGUAUACCAAUGGGGCAGCAACGGUGGGUAUCCUCAAAUGUCCCAGGUACCACCAAUGCCUCAGAUGCCUCAAAUGGAUCCCUUCGGCUACGGCGGGCAGCCGAUGAUGCAGCCAAUGCAGAGGCCUAGCUACAACAACUUGCCUUCCUACUCCAAGCCGAAGCCUAAACCGGCGCCUACUAAUUCUAAAGUCACUAAUCUUAAAGGCCAAUACGUUUUUAAUGGAAAACCCAAUGACAGCGUUUACGUUUUGCGAGACACGUAUAACUCCAUAUACUCUGAUGCGCUCCAGAACUUCUAUCCUUAAAGAGAAUCUGAUAUAGCUAGGAGUGUUAAGCUGGCUCGUAUCGAGCUGUAUUUUCAAACAAAUGCAAUGAAAUGUGUGAAGUCAGUACGACUUUUGGUGAAUUUAAAAGAACGCAAUGUCCAGUCAACAUAUUACAAAUC
Molecule: messenger RNA, 1240 nt
Organism: Cydia amplana
Lineage: Eukaryota; Metazoa; Arthropoda; Insecta; Lepidoptera; Tortricidae
Exons: 1
Coding region: 138-1100 (320 amino acids)
Source: RefSeq, a predicted model, not a curated record